Polyodon spathula (Mississippi paddlefish) is the source of this 10627-nucleotide messenger RNA. Its product is annotated as neuroblast differentiation-associated protein AHNAK-like. The transcript has 9 exons. NCBI's taxonomy places the organism in Eukaryota, Metazoa, Chordata, Actinopteri, Acipenseriformes, Polyodontidae. Gene Ontology annotation, molecular function: protein binding. Gene Ontology annotation, cellular component: cytoplasm; nucleus. The record is from RefSeq and is a predicted model, not a curated record. Bases 1 to 8361 code for a protein of 2786 amino acids. Gene Ontology annotation, biological process: regulation of RNA splicing.
AUGACGCUGAAGCAACCGAAAGGGUUCUUCAGAACAGGACUCUGCACGGGCAAAACACAACACUGGAAUUUGGGCUGUGACAGAGAAUUAGAGGAAAGUCAUCUUUUUAUCAAGGACCGGGAAUCCCUGGUUGGCGAGGUAAAGGAUACAGAGCGAAGUGAUCGCUCAGAGAGACCUGCAUCCACCAUCCAUCCCCUUCACCACCCCAUCACUCGCGAAGAACCAGAGAGCCCGGAGAGAGUGGUCCAGAAGGAGAAACUCCAUGCAGAGUUGAAGCAGGUCUUGAAUCUAAAAAGAAGCCUUCAGAAGCAAACUUCCCAUUCAUCACUAAGGAGCAUGGACAUGCCAGAGGAGGUCAACGUAACACAUGAGGAGGAGGGGAAGCUGUCCGAGCUGGUGGAAGUAGUGGUGGAGACGGAGCCCGAGGCAGGGGCCACUGGUUUCAGUGUAUUCGGAGGAGGAAACAAGGGUAUCUUCGUGAAGGACGUGCUCAGAGACUCCCCAGCCGCCAAAGCCCUUAGCCUCAGAGAAGGAGAUCAGCUGCUCAGCGCCAGAGUCUACUUUGAGAAUGUGAAGUACGAGGAUGCUCUGAAGAUCCUGCAGUGUGCUGAGAACUACAAGGUGUCCUACUUACUGAAACGCACUGUCCCCGGAGCAAACAUCAGCGUGUCCCCAAGCAAAGACAUUAAAGGACCCAAAGCUAAGAUGCCCAAACUGAGUGUCAAAAGCAUCACACCCAUGAAGAAAAAGAAAAAGAAGGGCAAGGCCAGCGUUAAGCUCAGUGGUGGCACCUCUCUCCCAGCAGGGGCCGAAUUUAACGUAGAGGGAACGCCGGCCAAGCUGGAACUGAGUCCAGUCGACGUUGAGUUUGCCUUUCCUAAAUUCUCCAAGCUCAAAAAGUCAGGGAAGGCAGCCACAGGGGGCGAGAUAGCCUUUACGGAUUCAGAAGCACAAGCUAGUGCUGCGAUCCCAUGGCGGAAGAAACGAAGGAUCAAAUUCCCGAGGAUGAGAGUCAAAGACGCUGCUCAAGUUGACGUAAGCGGGGAGACACCAAGGGGAUCAUUAACUGUUACAUCGUCAAAGGGGAAAGUAGAACUGGAUGUCCCAGAAGCUAAACUCAAGACCAAAGAAAAGUCACCAAAGUUUGGGAUCUUCUUGCCGAAAACCAAAAAAGCCAAAGUCGAUGUGAGCCUGCCGAAAGUUGAUGUCGAUAUAAAAACCCCUGAGGCCAAGUUUAAACCCCCAAAAGUAGAGCUUGAUCUCAAUAUGCCAACGGUGAAAGCAGACUUCACAGUACCCAAACCAGAAUUGGAAGGCAAAGAAGACGUCAAAUUUAAGCCACCCAAACUUGAACUUGACUUUGGGUUUCCAUCAGGGAAAGCAGAAGUUCCAGAAGUGGAAAUCAAAGGGCUGGACAAAGACGAAAUUAAAUUACCCAAAGUGGAACUAGAUAUCAGCUUGCCUAUUGGGAAGGCUGACAUCCCAAAACCAGAAGUGAGUGUGAAAGGUCCCAAGGUGGAUAUCAAAGGAGGCAUUGAAGCCCCAGAGGGCAAAGUGAAAGGAGAAGGUUUUAAAAUCAAGAUGCCCAAGUUUGGGAUCUCCUCAAAAACAUCUGACCACGAGGGUCCUGAAGUAGAAGGGGACCUUGAUGUGGAAGGUCCAGAAGGCAAGCUGAAGAUGCCUAAAGUGAAACUCCCCAAAAUAGGGCUUUCUCUCCCCUCAGGUGAAUUUGAAGGUGGCACUGAGGUUUCGGCACCUAGAGGUGAGGUGGACAUAGAGGGUCCAGAGGGGAAACAUAAAGGCGGACUAAAGAUGCCAUCAAUAAACAUUGCGGCCCCCAAAGUAGAUCUGGAUUUCAGUCUGUCAAAGGGGAAGGACGAGACAGAUUUGAAGAUGCCAGCAGCUGAGGGAACCGCAGAAGCUGGCAUGAAGGGCCCCGGGGUUGAGAUAAAAAUGCCCAAAGUGACACUUCCAAAAUUCGGGGACUCAGGAGCCACAGAUUAUACUGAAGCUAAAGUGUCUGUUCCAAAAGUGGAUGUCAAAGGUCCGAAAGCUGAAGUCAAGGGAGGAAUAAUGGAAGUGGAAUCUCCUGAUGUUAAAUUUAAAGGACUCAAGAUGAAGAUGCCUUCAUUUGAAAUUUCUGCACCGAAAAUGAAAGGGGAGGGUUCUGUACCCGAAACCGAGAUCCUUGAUACAAGUGCAGAAGGAAAGAUGAAGCUGCCUAAAAUGCCUUCCAUAGACAUUUCAUUGCCAGUCCCUGAUUUAGAUUUAAACUUUCCACUGAGUAAAGGAACUGGUCCUGGAGCAGAAAUGAAAGGUGAUGCAGAUACCAGAAGCCGUGGCAGUAGAGAACAAUUGGACAUGAAGCUGAAAAUGCCUAAAAUAUCUUUUCCGAAAUUUGGCCUGUCUGGGAAAGGAAAAGAGUCAGGAGCAGAUAUGCACAUCUCCACUCCCAAAGUAGAAGUCAAAGAACCAAAGAUUGAUAUGCAAGGUAUUGAAAUAGAGGGACCCUCAGCUAAGGGGGCAAAGAUAAGCAAGCCUAAAAUUGACCUUUCCCUACCAAAAAUAAAAUCACCAGAAGCCAAAAUGGAUAUUCAAGGAAUGGACAUAGAAGGCUCUGGAUCUAAGGGAGGAAAAAUAACUAUGCCAAAAAUUGACCUUUCCGUACCAAAAAUGAAAUCACCUGAAACAGAAUUAGAUGUGCAAGGAAUGGACAUUGAAGGCUCUGGAAUUAAGGGAGGAAAAAUAACUGUGCCAAAAAUUGACCUUUCCCUUCCAAAAAUUAAAUUCCCUGAGGGGGAUGUUUCAGUGCCAGAAGGUAAAAUAAAGGUGAAAGGGCCCAAAGUAGAAGGUGACGAGACAGAUGCAAGACUUAGUAUGCCAUUUGUCAAAAUGCCAGCAAUUGAUAUUGACAUGCCAAAGAUAGACCUCGAUUUAAGCCUCUCAAAGACCAAGACUGACGUGGAGGGAGGUGAAAAAGUUUCUGAGCAUCCCGGAGCUGGAGGAAGCUUUGAAGGACCUGACAUCCACCUGAAAAUGCCCAAAAUUUCUCUACCGAAAUUUGGUAUCAAGGGCAGUGAAGGCGAUGCUGAUGCUGAUCUUGACCUGAAAGGACAAGUCAAACCUCCAAAAGUUAAAGCUGAAAUCAAAGGAACAGACAUCGGAGAUGCCAAAGUGAAAGGACCAGGAAUAACAAUGCCCUCAUUGGAGAUUACUUUUGGCAAAGGCAAAGAAGCUGAGAUUGAUGUUAAAGCACCCAAAGGAAAGAGAGACAUCAGUAUCCCAGAACUGGAGACUGGCAUAAAACCCACAAAUGCCAAAACUGCUUUGGAAGGGCCUGGCUUUGAAGCUGAAGGUACAGAUGCUAAGCUAAAGCUCCCGACUGUCAAGAUGCCAUCAUUUGAUAUCUCAGUCCCCAAACUGCCUGAUGUUCAUUUUGACAUUAAAAUGCCAAAGGGUAAGACUGAAGCAUCUGUUGAAGGAGACAUCAGUGGUCAGCCACCAAGUGCCAAAGCUCCUGACAUUGAGAUUAAAAUGCCAAAGCUUCCCACGUUUGAGAAAGGAACGGGCGAGGUUGAGAUUGAAGCCCCUGAGAUUGAUGUUGAAGGACCAGAUGGAAAACUAACAGGACCCAAGCUGAAGAUGCCUACAUUUGGUAUUUCUUUUCCCAAAGGCAAAUCUGGAGAAGCUGGCCUUGAAGGUGAGCUAGAUGUUUCUAGUCCAACCUUGAAAGCUCCUGAAGUCCAGGUGAAGGCUCCCAAAGGGAAGCUUGAAGUUACAGGACCUGAUGUGGAUAUAGACAUGAAAGGCGGAAAAGUCAAGUUGCCCACUGUGAAACUUCCCUCUGUUGACAUCUCUUCCCCAAAAGUUGACAUCGGCUUUGGCUUGCCCAAAGCAAAGGGGGAUGACAAGGAGCAGAUUGGACUGCUCAAGGCUGAAAGAGAUAUGCCAUCCUCAGGAGUGAGUUUCGAUGUCCCGGAUGUGUCCCUAAAAAUGCCAAAGUUCUCCCUUCCCAAAUUCGGGGACAAGGCAAAGGCAGGUGCUGCUGAUCUAGAGGUUCCCAAAGCAGAGGUUAAAGUUACCCCUCCAAAAAUAGAUGUUGAAAUCAGAGCUCCAUCCAUAGAGUCUGAUGCUGAUGGGAAGGCAAAAAGGAAAGAAGGGAAGAUGAAGAUGCCGAGAAUCAAAAUGCCUUCUUUCGGCAUAUCCAAAAGGGAAGGAGAAAUUACAGUCAGCGGCCCAGAGGUUGAUACUAAGGUCAAAAAAGGAAAAGUGGAAAUCAAGGCACCUGAGUUCGAGCUGGAAGAUCCUGAGGGUAAAGUUAAAACACAAAAUAAAUUCCCUAAAUUUAAAAUGUCUUCACCGAAAGGCAAAGGGCUGGAAGCUGAAGCCAAAUUAGAUACUGGGUUUAGUGGGAAAGGUGGCUUUGAAGCACCGGAUGUGACACUCAAAAUGCCUAAGAUUUCAAUGCCUAAGUUUGGAACCAAAGGUGCCGAUAUUGACCUUGGUGUACCACAUGCAGACUUGGAAGGCAAAGAAAAGAUCAAAAUGCCAGCUCUUGAAAUUUCCCUGCCAGCUGUAAAGCAACCAGAUAGGGGGUUGUUAACGAAAGCAGAGGUAGAUGUCUCUGAAGCAGACAUCAAAGGAUAUGAAGGUGAUUUGAAGAUCCCCAAAAUGCCAACCAUUGACAUCUCAGCCCCCAAAAUUGAACUUGAUAUUGGCUUGUCUAAAGCCAAAGCUGGUGCCCCCCUUGAUUCUGAUGCAAGCAUCAAGGCUGAGGGUGACAAAGGCUUUGAGGGACCUGAUUUCAAGCUGAAAAUGCCCAAGAUAAGCUUACCUACAUUUGGCAUAUCUGGUUCCACGGAAAAGGACAUUGAACUAGAGACGAGAGGAACCAAACCAGACAUCUCAAAAAAGGCAGAGAUCAAAACACCAGAGCUUCAUAUUUCCACACCAAAAGCUACUAUAGAUACACCAGACUAUGACAUUGAGGAUGGAGAGGGCAAGAUGAAGAUGCCCAAAAUCAAAAUGCCAAAAGUGGACAUAUCCUUGCCUAAGGGCAAAACAGGAGAAGCAGACAUAUCUCUUACCGAAGGCAAGGUCAGAAUUGAGGAACCUGAUUUUGAUGGAGCUAGGGAAAGCAAAUUUAAUUUGCCAUCUUUUGGACUGCCAAAGUUUUCUAGUCCCACGGUGAAGGCCCCAGAACUUGACCUUGAAUUUAAUCUGGGGAAACCCAGAUAUGAGACUGAGAUCACUGGCCCACACAUAAAGGGGCUAAAGAUUGAAGGUAUGGGUCCCCCUGGUGAUACGGAAGGAGAGUUCAAAAUUAAAGGGCCAAAUAUUAAGAUGCCCAAAGUACAAAUAUCAGAUCCAGUGCUCAAAGGUGCGGAUGUUGAGAUUGAUGUAGGUUUUCCAAAGGCUGAGAAGGAGAAAGGGAAUAUUGAGAUUAAGCCUCCAAAAAUAGAAGGAAGCAUUGAUAUCUCUGGCAAGGAAAUAAAGGGGCCAAAGGUUAAAGGUACAAAGUUUAAAAUUGGGAUGCCGAAAAGAAAAGUGGAAGUAGAUGCUGGAUUAGAGGCAGACAUGAAAAAACUUGACGUUGACGAAGAAGGAGCAGGAGGGAGAUUUCAAAUCAAAAUGCCAAAGUUUGGAAUGUCCAAGGGCAAGGUUGAAGUUCCUGAAUUGGAAACCAGUGUUGCCAUUGAGGGAGGGGACAGCAGGUUCAAAAUGCCCCAGAUUGCUUUACCAGAUGUAGGCUUUUCUUCUUCCAAAGAGGGAGACGCUGAUGCAAGGGUAGGCAUAACUCUUCCCAAGGCAGAAUUAGAUUUGAAAAAAGACAUCAAAGUUAAGGGUCCCAAAGCAGAAAAGAAAAUUAAAGCUGAUGCUCCAGAGUUAGAAGGCCCAGAAGGUCACCUUAAAAUGCCCAAGUUUAAGAUUCCUUCAAUUGAAAUUUCAGUAUCCAAAGACCAAGGAGAAGGAGAGGCUGAGUUCACUGCCAAAGGUAACUUGGAAGGGAAAACAAAGAAGCAUCAUUUUAAAAUGCCUGGUGUGGAAAUUUCAGCCCCCAAAGUCAAAGCAGAUGAACAAGAUGGUGAGUUUGGGCUUGUCCUUCCAGAGGACAAGGAGGAAAUAAAGCUGAAAAUGCCAAAGAUCUCAAUGCCCUCUGUUGGUUUCUCAGACUCUAAGGACAAAGAGGCAUCUGUAGAGUUGAUCACCCCAGAAGAUGAUGGCAAAGGAGAAGAUUUUAAAAUCAAGAUGCCCAAAUUUGGGAUCUCCUCAAAAACAUCUGACCUAGAGGGUCCUGCAGUGGAAAUCAAAGGGCUGGAUAAAGACGAAAUUAAAUUACCCAAAGUGGAACUAGAUAUCAGCUUGCCUAUUGAGAAGGCUGACGUCCCAAAACCAAAAGUGAGUGUGAAAGGUCCCAAGGUGGAUAUCAAAGGAGGCAUUGAAGCACCAGAGGGCAAAGUGAAAGGAGAAGGUUUUAAAAUCAAGAUGCCCAAGUUUGGGAUCUCCUCAAAAACAUCUGACCACGAGGGUCCUGAAGUAGAAGGGGACCUUGAUGUGGAAGGUCCAGAAGGCAAGCUGAAGAUGCCUAAAGUGAAACUCCCCAAAAUAGGGCUUUCUCUCCCCUCAGGUGAAUUUGAAGGUGGCACUGAGGUUUCGGCACCUAGAGGUGAGGUGGACAUAGAGGGUCCAGAGGGGAAACAUAAAGGCGGACUAAAGAUGCCAUCAAUAAACAUUGCGGCCCCCAAAGUAGAUCUGGAUUUCAGUCUGUCAAAGGGGAAAGACGAGACAGAUUUGAAGAUGCCAGCAGCUGAGGGAACCGCAGAAGCUGGCAUGAAGGGCCCCGGGGUUGAGAUAAAAAUGCCUAAAGUGACACUUCCAAAAUUCGGGGGUUCAGGAGCCACGGGGGAUGCUGACUCUCUCCCAAAAGGGGUUGGUGUAGGUGGCAAAGUAAAAGUUGAUAUUAAAGACCCAAAAGUUGACAUGAAGGCACCAAAAGUCGAGAUCAAAGCACCAGAGGUGGAAGUAGGUGGUCCAGAGUGGGACACAGAUAAGAAGUCAAAAGUUAAAAUACCAAAGUUUGGAAUUGAAUUGCCCAAAGUCACUGAACCUCAAGCAGAUAUUGAAGUUUCAGCACCAGAUGCCAAAGUUAAAGUGAAAGGACUUGAAAUCAAAGGCAAGGGUAGUGAAGUGCCUUCUAAAUCAGGAGAGACUGGUGGUGAAUAUGAAGGUCCCAAGAUGCCCAAGGUCAAAAAGGCUGUGUUUGUUUUUGAUAAACCCAAAACCAACAGCUCUUCUACCAGUCUGUCGGAGAGUGAGGGGAGUCUGGGUUCUGCUGAAGCCAAAAUCAGAAUGCCCAAGAUUAAAAUGAAGCCAACAUUCGGAAAGUCUCACCCCACUACAAAAGGGGUGAAAGUAAAGGGAGAAGCCAAUGGAGAUGAGGGAGAAGAAGUUGAGGGGAAAUCAAAGUCAGGCAAAACCAAGCUCCCCAAGGUAACCUUCUCUCCAGGGAAAACUGGUUCCUUUGACGUCACUCUGAAUGGAUCGGGCAGAAGGAAAGGCGAGGGAUCUGGACCUCAUGUCAAUGGGGAGAGUGAGCCCACAUUCCAGAAUGGAUCCCAAGAAGACAAAGCCACAUUUGGGAAGCUCAAGCUGCCGAAAAUUGAGUUAUCUUCUCCGUAUACCAAAGGGACCAAGGGGGAUGCUGAAAUGAGCAUGAAGCCGGUCAAAACCGAAGAAACAUCUGGACCUGAUGGCGAAGGCAAAGGGAUGAAGUUCAAGUCUCCCAAGAUAACUUUUUCCGGCUUUAAAAAGAAGGGAAAGGGUGAAGAGGAGAAGUCUGGCGCUCUGGUUUCUUCUACUGCCAGGACUGAAAUGGCUUUGCUGGAAUCAGGAGACAAGAAAACCACAGAGUCCUCCUCCAAACCCAGAGUGUCUAUAGGCUUUGUCUCGGGCAGAUCCAAAGGGGAAUACACAGUGGAGAGCAGCGCGUCAGCAACUUGCGGUGAAUCAAGUGGGGUGCACACUCUCAGGGCGGUCCAAAAAGUCGAAGAACAAAAAACGGAAGGCAAAGAGAAAUCCCCCAAGUUUAGGCUCCCCAAGUCCUCCCUCAGCUCCAGGUCCAAGGGGAUCCUUGAAAUCUCAUCGGAGGGGUCUCCCCAGGGAAGCAGGGAUUCAUUGCAGCAAAUGGGAGGGGCCGAAUCCUCAGGUGGUUUCAAGAUCCAGAUGCCCAGGCUUGGGUUCAAAACGAGCCAGGAAGUACACACUUCGGAAGAGCAGAUCGUGACAGUGCAGGAGGGCGGCAUGGCGGUGGGGUCGAAAACACUGAAGCACACAAUGACCGAGAGAUCCACGACCAUUUAACAACAUGGGACAAUAGACAACAUAAACCCCACCCAGUUCUUUAAAAAAAAAAUCACCACUUUAUUAUUCAUCUUUGCUUGCUCAGUUCUGAAUGUUGAUUUCACUUCAGCACUUCAACUCCAAAAAAAAAAAACUGCUACCAGAACUUGUAUAACAUAUAUCACAGAACCUGUUCCAUACAGCCAUCAGAUACAGUCAUCUUGAUUCUAAGGUCAUUACGGUGGUCAUGCUUGUAAAUUGUUUCCCACAUUAACAUGCAGUUGAAUAACCAUUGAAGUGCUUUUAAAUCUUUGCAUGGACAAUCAGCAAAGGCUGGAAACCACAAGUGCUUUUCUGUUCAGUGAGUUUCAUCAAGCCACCACACCCAAUCAACUGAAAGGGGCUUGCUGCUUUUACCUGUGUUGUCCUUGUAGUGAUCCUUGUUGAAUAGGCUUUUAUAGACACCUGCUAAUAUGUAUCUAAUAUCUCUGUGCUGCUAUUACAUUUGCUGUAUUACGCUUCGGUGCUUUAUAAUAGAAUCCCUUAUAAUGUGACUCUGCCAUGGGGAGAACACUAAAAUAUAUUUGGAUACAAACUGGCCACUGGUUGAAGGUUUAGGAGCUCAAAAAGGUCAUUCUCAAGACUCUUCUCUACAUUCACUUCUGGAGGCCUGGGGUCCAAUCCAUUUCAAGUUGUCUCACAAACAACACAACACACAGUUCACCAGAACGUUCUGCAAGGUUUGUUGGGGGCUCACACAACUUUCUUCCACCCAGCUUGGGAAAUUAAAAAAUAUAUGAUUAGUCUAUGAUUAGAAAGUGUACAUUUAGCUGGCAGUAUGUUUGUAAUUUGACUGAAUAGAUCAGAGAAUUGAGGCAGUUUGUAAAAUGUGGCUGUAUUUUUUGAUUGAAUCUGCUGUUUUUGCCAAAUACUUGCUUCAUAACUGCCUGUGUUAUGACUGCUCAUACAACUUUUAUGCAGCAAUUUUACAUAUGGCAUCUUACAUGCUAACAUCUUGAGUUCCCCUGUUCUGUUAGUGUACCUUUCCCCAGUGUUUGGCUGCUUGAUAUCGUUGUCUUAUUCAAAAUGAAUGACUUCAGAACUCUGAGGAAGUGCAGAAGAUAUCCGAGUGUUAUUCCUUUGGUACUCAGACAGAAUUCAUUAGGAAUAUGCAGCCAUUAUUUUAAAAUAUUACUUGGGGAUCUUUAAACAUCUGAAUGAUCUGUAUAAGAGUGCAUUUCUAUUGUAUUGUACCCCAAACCAACACCAACUACUUACUUCCAUUGGUCAAACUUGCUGCAAAAAAAGCCACGUUUAUGUCAGAUUAAUAUGAUACCAGUGGUACUAAAAAGGUGUCUUACCUUAGGCUUCCACUAGGUGGCAGUAUGGACAAGGUGAGUUUGUCAGGAAAUAUGCUAGUUCUAGCCAUUCAAAAUGGUUUUUGCUUGUUCAUCUAAUCCAAUUCUUGCGUAACCCAGCUCUGGGUUAAAAACUGCAAGCAACUUGAGUCCUUAAGACAAGUUUUCUCCUUAGUCUCCUGAAACAUUGAUUGCUUAUGUGAUCCUAUGCAAGUUAUCUUUCUUUUUGGAUUUGACAAACUAUCGUGUCAAUCACGUUAACUGUAAAUACAUUUUAUUGCAAAACGUAAUAUCAGAUUUUGCUAAUAAUAUAUGAGGUGAAUUAAUUAUGUGUGUUUGUUGAGAUUUUCUUUUUUUUAAAGAAGAAAAUGCUUUGGGCUGUUCCUUAAGCAAAUGUGCUAACCAUUUCAGAACUUUAUUGUAUUGAUAAUGUGGAUUGCUGUUUUUCCUGCAUUCAUUUUUGAUCUAGGAUUUGUCUGAAAAUGUGCUUUACUUCCAUGUGAUCCAGAAUAAUUUUAUGUUGGGCUUUUAUAUCAUUAUAAAAAAAAAAACAAUGUACAGGCAAAAUAUAGAUAUCAUGCUCUUUAAAGAAAUUCCACAAGCUAUCCAGACCAGAUCUAUCCUGAAAUGAAUUUGAUCCCUAACUUUCUUAAUUUUUGGACCUCGAUUUAAAAAUCCUGCCAGCGUUUAUUAACUGUAGAUGGCAUGGUUUCUUUAAAUUCAGUCUGGUUGAUACUUAACUGGAUAAGAGCAUUUUAUUCUCCAGAAGAGGAAUUAAUUCUAACCAAGGAUUGGACUCUGUGGGCUCAGUCAAUGCUAGUGGCUUACAUUCUGGGCAGAUCUCAGAAAUCAAAUUUGGAGAAAAAUAUAUACCCAACAGGAAAAAACUUCAAUCCAGAUAUAUAUAUAUAUAUAUAUAUAUAUAUAUA